Messenger RNA from Erinaceus europaeus (western European hedgehog), 1938 nucleotides. Its product is annotated as cytochrome c oxidase assembly protein COX18, mitochondrial. NCBI's taxonomy places the organism in Eukaryota, Metazoa, Chordata, Mammalia, Eulipotyphla, Erinaceidae. Gene Ontology annotation, biological process: protein insertion into mitochondrial inner membrane from matrix; mitochondrial respiratory chain complex IV assembly. Gene Ontology annotation, cellular component: mitochondrial inner membrane. Gene Ontology annotation, molecular function: membrane insertase activity. The record is from RefSeq and is a predicted model, not a curated record. The transcript is spliced from 6 exons. The coding region runs from base 91 to 1104 and encodes 337 amino acids.
CGCUUUAAGUCCGGGGUCGCUAGCGCAUGCGUGUCGCCUUUCUAGUUUUGUGAGUGAUAUCUCGCUCAGCAUCUCCGUGCUGGUGCAAACAUGUUGUGCCGACUGGGCGCUAGGUGCUUGCGGCCUCUCCCCAAGCUGCAGUCCCAGGCGCGGGGCCCGCUGCGUGCGGUGUCCCCAACACAUGACUCGAAAUGGAUUGCUUCACCGAUGUGGGCGGUGGCGGCCGUCUCUGGUGUUGAGCCGGGCGGCGCGGGCGGCUGGUAUGAGGCCUUGGCCGCGUCGGCUCCGGUCUGGGGCGCGGAGGAGGCGCUGCUGUGCGCGCACGCCGCCUCGGGCCUCCCCUGGUGGGGCAGCAUCGUCCUCACCACCGCGCUCCUGCGCGGGGCCGUCACGCUGCCCCUGGCCGCCUACCAGCACUACAUCCUCGCCAAGGUGGAAAAUUUGCAGCCAGAAAUAAAAAAUAUUGCUAGGAAUCUUAAUCAAGAAGUUACAGUUCGUGCAAAUCAGUUGGGAUGGUCCAAAAGAGUUGCAAGGCUCACUUAUCUAAAGAAUAUGAAGAGGCUUGUGUCAGAAUUAUAUGUUCGAGAUAACUGCCACCCUUUCAAAGCCACUGUGUUGGUCUGGAUUCAGCUUCCAAUGUGGAUCGUCAUGUCAGUUGCUCUCCGGAAUUUUAGCACAGGAACCGCCCAUUCAGAAGCAGGAUUUUCUGUUCAGGAGCAGUUAGCUACUGGUGGGAUCCUGUGGUUUUCUGACCUCACUGCACUGGAUUCCACUUGGAUUCUGCCUGUCUCUCUAGGGAUCACCAACUUAUUAAUUGUGGAGAUUUUUGCGCUGCAAAGAAUUGGAAUGUCUCCUUUUCAGACAUAUGUCACACACUUUAUUCGUGCGAUGUCCCUGUUGAUGAUUCCAAUUGCUGCAACAGUACCUUCUUCGAUUGUUCUCUACUGGUUAUGUUCCAGCGUCAUGGGCCUUUCACAGAACUUGCUGCUGCGUUCUCCUAGGUUUCGCCGACUUUGCCGAAUACCACUGACCAAGUCACACUCAGACACCCCUUAUACAGACCUCCUUACUGCCUUUUAUGCCAAAUUCACUUCAAGAAAAUGACAUUUUCUAGUCAUUUGAAAUAACUACAAAUGUCACUAGCACCUGUGUGUAUUUGGAACAUUUAGGUCUGAUUUAAUUGCCUUCAUUUAAAAACAUGAACUCACAGCUCUGGAGGUGGCGCAGUGGAAGACUUGAAAGCACUGAGGUCCUGAGUCUGAUCCCCAGCACUGCAUAUGCCAGUGGUGCUCGGGUUCUCUCUCUGUCUCUCUCCCUCAAAGGCAUAGGUAAAUAAAUCUUCUUUUUAUCAUAGACUAUGUGAAGUGCAAGAGUAAAGUCAUAACCCUAACAUACUGACAAUAUUUAAAUGCAUCAGAAUUUUAUUCUAAGAGUGUCUGUCAUGCUGACAUCUAGCAUUUCUAAACUCGGAAAUGUUGCCAUGUUUCUUCUAGAGAAAAUAACUACAUAAGAUAAGCUUCUUUCAAGCAUGAGUUAAAUGUGCCAGGACACAGUUUCACUGGUAAUGAAUCCAUAUUCUACUCUACUUAAAUGUCAGCAGGAAAAUGGCCAGAGGUGUCUAGGAAUCUUUACCUUGCACAUCCUCAAGGAGCAGUGGUUCAGUAUCCGUUUUUUUUUGCAAAGCGUUUAAUCAAGGAAUCAGAGGCAGAAUUGUAUGCUUGUUGUGUUAUAUAGAAAAAAGAGGAAAGGGAACUUGAAAUGUUGGUUACAUCUCAGAUAAUAUGCCCUUUGUGAAUUAUGUUCUGAUUCAUGUAUCUUUCUUUUGGAAUACAAGUAAUCAGUCCUCCCCUCCCCCUUUUAAAUCCUACUCAAAGUACUGUCACUUUCUGAAAACUAAUAAAUAAAGGAGUGUUGCAGUCCCCCUUUUAAAUUGAUAAA